AUGUCGGACUCCGUGGACCGUGUCUUUGUCCACGCCCUCGCCACAGUCCGUCGACUUCCUCGAACAGGCUCCUCACGGCCGCCUCCCUCCGCCCGCUUACGUCUCUAUGGCCUCUACAAACAGUCCAUGGAGGGCGACGUCGAAUCCAUCCUCCCUCGUCCGACCGUGCCCUCGGUUUCUCCAGACCCCAAUAACUCCAGAUCGAACAACGUCCACCGCUAUGCUUCUCGAGACCUGCGAGUACGAGAGGCCGAGGCGGAAAUCGAGAAAUGGGAUGCGUGGCACGCUUGUGCCGGCAUGUCCCGCACCGAGGCCAAGCGACGGUACAUCAGUACACUGAUUGAGACCAUGAAGGAAUAUGCCUCCGGUACGCAGGAGUCCCGUGAGCUGGUAUCGGAACUGGAAUUUGUCUGGAACCAGAUCAAAAGCCAAAGCAGCAGCUCAGAGGAUGAGGACGCCGAGUCGCCCACGAGACGGCUGGAGCGGGCCGGCCUGAGACAAACAACGAGCUUUGGAAGUCUGCCUCCGGGUCAAAGUGCACGAGGGGAGGGCGAAAGUUUGAGCAGGUUAAACUCCGACCCCAAUCGGUUGCGGGUCCUGUCACCGGUGUCGCAAGGGGGGAGUGACGAUAUCAUCGAGAGCGAAGAGGUGGACCCAGUAACCCAUGCGGUCAUCGGCCCUCUGUCUGCUUCACGGCGAGCACCUUCUGAUCCAGAUUGGCGAAGUCGCAUUGAAGACCACCUCCGGCAUCUAUCGACCGAGGUCGCAGCACUGCGAGAGCAACUAUCCGCAAACCACUUACUGUCCUCUUCCUCCUUUUCUCCUGAACUGACCUCUCGGCGGAGAAGGAUAUUCUAUCGAAUAUCAACGUGGGUCAAGUGGUUGGCAUGGGUACUCGUGCGGCAGAUCUUGGUCGAUGCCAGUUUGGUGUUCUUGUUCGUCAUCUGGGCGAGAUGGAAGGGGUACAGAGACCGCCGGGUCGAAGACUGGGCCAGGCGGCGCUGGAAGGAUGUCACAACAGUGCUGGCUGAUGUGAACGGGUGGUUGAGGGGCCUGGUGUCGGCGGAACAUCUUCGAGUUCUGGGGAGUUUCUUCCUGGCGCGCUACAAGGCCGAAGUAGCCGACCAAUUCGGCGCCGGUGCUGUGCUGAGGGAUGAGACCUGA
Molecule: messenger RNA, 1164 nt
Organism: Fonsecaea erecta
Lineage: Eukaryota; Fungi; Ascomycota; Eurotiomycetes; Chaetothyriales; Herpotrichiellaceae
Exons: 3
Coding region: 1-1164 (387 amino acids)
Biological process (GO): fatty acid metabolic process
Molecular function (GO): fatty-acyl-CoA binding
Source: RefSeq, a predicted model, not a curated record